GGAAUUGAAGCUAUACGCUUUUGACUUAUCAGGAUUCUAGGAAGAUACUCGUCUGCCACAGGAAAUUUCAUUCCAGGAUCUCCAGUGACUCCCUCCACCGAAGGAUGCAAUCUGGGAAUCCGGGGCCCACCGGGAUUCACACCCCACCAGUUCCCAACGGAACCCUCUACAGCAAGCCCAAGAACAGCCUCGGGGCUUGCCACCCAACGGAACUAUCCACAACAUCUGAUGGUCUAUGGAGCAGCGCCUCAUCUCACUCCUCCUGUCAACGUCCGCCCCACCAUCAUUGCUCGUAACCUAGCGGCUGAAAUGGAGGCGGCUUCCAUCCCAACCAGCAUCAUGUCUCUCAAAUUGUGGAAGAUCUGGGUGAUAAGUUGGACCUCAACAGAAGGCCCAAUGAUUAUGAUUUCUCCUUCCCUGGAGAUAGACUUGAAGAAGGCCAACCUGAACCAAAGAAUAGAAAACAAGGACAGCCCUAGAUUUCUCAAGGCCUAUGUUCACUCCAGGUGAGGGCGAAAUGCCAGAAUUAGGAUUAAAGGACGCAAGCAGCAGGAAAUGGCAGGGGAAGACAAACCAUAACUCUUCGAAGAAGCUGAAGAACUUUUGAAGCACCCACAGGCUUCUAACUCUGAGGUGAAGGUGGCCAACCUUAAGCCACCGGGGUUAGAAUGAGUUGUAUUAGCUGGAACUGCCGGGGAAUUGGGCAAACGCGACAGAAAAUCAUAUUCGAAGAAUGAUUAGAAGAUUUCGCCCCUCCAUUGUGUUCCUCAUGGAAACUAUGAACUCAAGAGAGACUAUGGAGAAGCUUAGAAUCAUCAACAAUUUUUACAAGGGAGAAUAUGUCAAUCCGGAGGGGACAUUGGGCGGACUUGCAAUUUGGUGGGCAGCGGGUCUUCCUCUUUGAAUUUUGGAUUGCGGACAGAAUUUUUUUGAUGUUUUUAUUGACUAUGGUGGAGGUUUUUACCUUACUUUUGUUUACGCCCCCUCGGUUCCUAGUGAGAGGAGGACGUUUUGGGAUAGUUUGUUUAGUAUUAGAAGUGAUCCUAUGUUCCUUGGGUUGUAAUUGGUGACUUGAAUGCUAUGUUAUUUGACUAUGAGAAGUGUGGGGGAGGGGCGCCAAGAAGAGAAUCCGUGGUACCAUUCAAGAACUUUAUCUUCAAUAACGGAUUAAUUGACAUGGGCCACAAAGGACCACAUUUUACAUGGAACAACAAAAGAAGAGGACGUCAGCUUAUCAAAGGGCACCUUGAUCGUGCUCUUUGCACCCCAUCAUGGCGUGCAAUUUUUGACGAAGCUGUUCUCUUCCAUGACAGUGAUGGUCAGAUCUGAUCAUCGAGCGAUAAGACUCGAGUUCCAUGCGCCCGAUUCUAGAAAGAGAAGGCCCUUUCAUUUUGACGACCGUUGGCUUGGGAAGGAGGAAUGUGACCAAGUGGUGCUUAAUGCUUGGGCAACGGAAGGAACCCAUGACCAAAGACUUAAGAGACGUGAAGAAAAUUUGAAAGCUUGGGCGAAGGGGCUGAGAGAAGUUCAACAACAAAGGGAAACAGAAAUAAAAAAUCAGCUUGAGAUUCUCGCCCAAACUUUCUGAUCAGAUGAGGUUUUGGAGGAGGAAACAAAAUUGUUGGAGGAGAUUGAUGUCAUUUGGAGGAAUGAAGAAAGAAUGUGGAGGCAAAGAUCGAGGAUUAAUUGGUUGGCGGAAGGCGAUCAAAACAAUUUUUUUUCCACAACUCUAAUGUUUACCGGAAGCAUUUCAACAGGAUUAUGGGCCUCAAAGAUGUGUAUGGGAAUUGGAUUAAGCAGCCGAACAUCCUUUCGGCCCACUUAUCUGAUUUUCACAAGGAGUUGUUCAAAGCCAAAGAUACAAGGCUCGACGUGAAUUUUCUCACCGACUUUCCUUGCAUUGUAACUGACGAUAUGAUUGCGGAACUGAGUAAGCCACUUUAUAGGUAGGAGAUCAAGAAUGUGGUUUUCUCUUUGGGACCGCAUAAAUCGCCUGGCCCUGAUGGCUUCUCUAGGAUUUUCUUCCGGAAGUACUAGAACAUUGUUGGGGAAGAUUUGUGUAAAGAGGUGGAAUCCUUCUUUGCAACGUCUUCCCUUCCUCCCGGAUGGAAUGACACACAUAUAGCCCUCAUCCCAAAGAUCCCUUCGCUUGAAUCUGCUUCCCAAUUCCAUCCAAUUAGCUCCUGCAAUUUCAAGUACAAAGUGGUUUCUAAGAUCAUGUCAACUAGAAUCAAGAGGUUCAUGCCAUGUCUCAUUUCAGAAAUGCAAGCUGCCUUCACCGGAGUUCAUUUGAUUCGGGACAACAUCACUAUUGUUCAUGAGGUUCUUCAUCAUUUCAAGAAACGAAAAAAGGGGUAAAGAUUUGAUAUGAUGCUCAAGAUGGACAUGAGAAAGGCCUUCGACCUUGUUGAUUGGGACAGUUUAGGAGAGCUCUUGAAGGCCUAUGGUUUUAAUCAUGCACGGUGUGGUUGGGUCAUGGAAUGUAUUCGCACGGUUCGAUUUUCCAUUC
Messenger RNA from Linum trigynum, 2509 nucleotides. NCBI's taxonomy places the organism in Eukaryota, Viridiplantae, Streptophyta, Magnoliopsida, Malpighiales, Linaceae. The record is from the annotation of a GenBank genome assembly.